CAACCCGCGGCUGCGGCUGGAAAGCCUGGGAGCGCGGCUUGCGGAGGCUCGGGCAGCAGGAGGAGCGUGUGAGCUGUGGGCGUCCCUUUAAGAGCGGCGGGACCGGCAGAGCCUCCGCCUCUCUGUCCGAGGAGCGCCGGGCGGUCACCUGGGGCUGUCGGACAGCCAGAUCUUGCUGUGGUACUGGCGCGCUUGCCUGAGGAGUUAGGAGACAGACCCCGUCGCGAGGUGCUGCGGAACGGUCUCCCAGCGGCUCUCUGCUGCGGAAGAUGCAGGAGCGCAUCUGGGCGUUGCUGCUGCUGCUGCUGCUGCUACCGCCGCCGCUGUGUGGCGGCCCCCCGGACAGCCCGCGCCAGGAACUAGAGCCUGAGCGCGGGCCUCUGCAGCCCUUCGACCUGCUCUACGCCAGCGGCGUGGCUGCCUAUUACAACGGGGAAUACGAGCAAGCGGUGCGCGACUUGGAAUCGGCGCUGCUCAGCCACCGGCGCCUGCGGGAAGUCCGCACGCGCUGUGCCCGCCACUGCGCCGUGCGCCGCCCUCUCGUGCCCCCCGGUGCCGGCCCCGGGGCUGAGCUGCCCUUCUUUCGCGCCUUGCUGGAGCGGGCGCGCUGCUACCGCAGCUGUGAGACCCAGCGCCUCGGGGGACCCGCGUCCCGACACCGCGUCAGCGAGGAUGUGCGCAGCGACUUUCAGCGCAGAGUGCCCUACAACUACCUGCAGCGGGCCUACAUCAAGCUUAACCAGUUGCAAAAAGCAGUGGAAGCUGCUCACACUUUCUUCAUGGCCAAUCCCGAGCAUAUGGAAAUGCAACAGAACAUUGAGAAUUACAGAAUGAUGGCUGGUGUGGAAGAGUUCCAGCUGAUAGACCGAGAAGCCAAACCUCACCUUGAGAGCUACAGUGCAGGCGUUAAACACUAUGAGGCUGAUGAUUUUGAAGUGGCUAUCAAGUACUUUGAACGAGCUUUACGAGAAUAUUUCAGUGAAGAUGUAGAGUGCAGAACUUUAUGCGAAGGGCCUCAGAGAUUUGAAGAGUAUGAGUACUUAGGGCAUAAAGGGGGUCUUUAUGAAACUAUUGCAGAUCACUACAUGCAGGUGCUGGUUUGCCAGCAUGAGUGUGUGAGGGAGCUUGCCACCCGCCCUGGCCGCCUCUCGCCCAUUGAGAACUUCCUUCCUCUGCAUUAUGACUACCUACAGUUUGCCUACUACCGAGUUGGUGAGUAUGUGAAGGCCUUGGAGUGUGCCAAGGCCUACCUCCUAUUCCACCCAGAUGAUGAGGAUGUCCAAGACAAUGUGGAUUACUAUGAGAGUCUAUUAGAUGACAGCAUUGACCCAGAAUCCAUUGAGGCCAGAGAGGACUUAAUUAUGUUUGUGAAACGACAUAAACUUGAAUCUGAACUGAUAAAAUCAGCUGCAGAGGGACUGGGAUUUUCAUACACUGAACCAAAUUAUUGGAUCAGAUAUGGAGGACGACAGGAUGAGAAUAGGGUCCCUUCAGGAGUGAAUGUAGAGGGGGCAGAAGUUCAUGGAUUAUCAAUGGGGAAAAAGUCAUCGCCCAAGAUAGAUCGAGAUCUAAGAGAAGGUGGCCCUCUGCUCUAUGAGAACAUCACUUUCGUCUACAACUCAGAGCAGCUGAAUGGGACCCAGAGGGUUCUCCUGGAUAAUGUCCUAUCAGAGGAGCAGUGCCGGGAGCUCCACAGCGUGGCCAGUGGAAUCAUGCUUGUUGGUGAUGGCUACAGAGGAAAAACUUCACCCCAUACGCCCAAUGAAAAGUUUGAAGGUGCAACUGUCCUGAAAGCGCUCAAAUUUGGUUAUGAGGGCCGAGUCCCACUGAAGAGUGCACGUCUGUUUUAUGACAUCAGUGAGAAGGCCCGAAAGAUCGUAGAGUCCUAUUUCAUGCUGAAUUCAACCCUUUAUUUUUCCUAUACACACAUGGUCUGCCGAACAGCCCUGUCUGGUCAACAGGAUAGAAGAAAUGACCUCAGUCAUCCCAUCCAUGCUGAUAACUGCCUGUUGGAUCCAGAAGCCAAUGAAUGCUGGAAGGAGCCUCCUGCUUACACUUUCCGGGACUAUAGUGCUCUCCUGUAUAUGAAUGACGACUUCGAAGGAGGAGAAUUCAUAUUCACUGAAAUGGAUGCUAAGACUGUGACUGCCUCUAUAAAACCAAAGUGUGGGCGUAUGAUCAGCUUCUCAUCUGGAGGAGAGAACCCACAUGGGGUGAAGGCAGUCACCAAAGGACAGAGGUGUGCUGUGGCUCUGUGGUUCACCUUGAACCCACUUUAUAGAGAAUUGGAACGAAUAAAGGCCGAUGAAGUGAUUGCAAUCCUGGAUCAGGAGCAGCAAGGAAAGCAUGAACUGAACAUUAACCCCAAAGAUGAGCUAUAAAAACAAGAAAGAAAGUUCUAUCAAAUAUUUAUUUAAAUUGUUAAUCUUAAAAGAACCUUUUUAUUUUUGUACAGAGCCAUGGUAUAAAUUAACAGGUUAACAUGAGUCAUUAGAUCUCCCUUCUGUUCCUUAGGGUGCUAGCUUUGCUUCACUUCUGUCUUUCUUGGUUUUUCUUCAGAUGAUGUUUCAAAGCUCAGUCACCUUCCCUUGCUCCACAUAUACACACCACACACAAACACAUCACACACGUACCACAUAACACACCACACACAUGCCACACAUAUAAAUACACGCCAAACACAUCACACAUACACAUACACAUGCACAAACACAUCUAAACACCAAAAAUACAAACCACACACAAAACACACACACACACACACAAUUUGCUGCACAUUCAAAAACUCAGAGAGAAUAAGCUGGUUCUUGGCGAAUCCACACUCUUAUGUGUGUCCCAGCUCUAAAGUUAGAGUGUGACUUGGUCUCAGCAUGCUUUCCUGGCUCGGUGCCUUUCCGCCAUGUCCUCUCGAGGUGCUGACAGCCGUGAGCUCAACUCUCCAGAGUCAGCUAAGCUUUGGGUCUGCAGAGCCCCUGGUGAAGUCUGCAUGGCCUCAGGUGUCCUGGGCAUGAGGGCCAUCCAAGCUCCAGGAGGGAAGCUCUUGGCUGAGGACUGCCUGCGACAGAGGGGCCGUCUUCCCAGGGCCUUGCUGGAGCUUUUGGUUCUGGUGUUCUCACCAGGGAACAACCUCACUCUGUACACUGGAAACUUCAGCUCACCCUCCAAGGUGCUCUGGGAGAGACUGCCCUCUGAGUUGUCUUCAAAAAGUCACAGAGAGGUUGGAAUGGAAUGGGUCUUCACUUCAGUGACUUUGGAAGAAAAUCUCUAAUCCCACCUGGCUCAGGACACUGUGGCCAGGCUGCUGGAGAGCGGCAGCCCCUAGAGGAAAGGGAUGUUUUAUACUAAGAAAAGUGAGUCUGAUUGAUUCCAGUCUUCAUCUGCUUAUAUUCAACGGCCCCUCCACAUUGCUGCUGCCCAGCUCACAGAUUCCUGCUUGUGUCGGAGUUGUUUAAUAAAGGGAGCUUUGUUUUAA
Molecule: messenger RNA, 3472 nt
Organism: Marmota monax (woodchuck)
Lineage: Eukaryota; Metazoa; Chordata; Mammalia; Rodentia; Sciuridae
Gene: P3h2
Product: prolyl 3-hydroxylase 2
Exons: 15
Coding region: 270-2381 (703 amino acids)
Biological process (GO): collagen metabolic process
Cellular component (GO): endoplasmic reticulum
Molecular function (GO): protein binding; L-ascorbic acid binding; procollagen-proline 3-dioxygenase activity
Source: RefSeq, a predicted model, not a curated record